AUAACGAGUGCAGCCAAAGCCAGGAUUGAUUUUGGCAUCAGUUUAGCUGUGCUUAACUUGUCCUGGGAAUAUUCAGUAUUUUUGCCGAUAACUUAUCACCAUCAUGCGUAUGCAUUUAUAACUUUCUUCUCCCAGCCGAGAAAGCACGACGUUACGUCUUCCUGUGCGACUGACCUUGUCAUAGCCCAACGCUAACCUGCGUUAGCUGUCUGAGCUAACUGUUUCCGAGAGUUACUCAGCUAAUGCUCGGAUUUCUUCUACUCUCACUGUUUUUGUUGCCUUCGUGAUGGAAGAUGAAGCCUUCACUGACAUUAAUGGCAAAGCCAUAUCUCUGGACUGUCACAGUCACUCGGGCUUUUGCAGGGAGUUCACUGUCAGCUCCCCCAAAGUGUCCGUCGGGAAAGUGAUGGUGUACACCUGCUGCGUGUGGCUGCUGGCAUACACCGUGUUCUUCUUCACUCAGAACACUGCUGUUCUGUCCAGUGCCAUACUCAUCACCCUGGUUGGGAUGAUGUUUCACAUCCACUUUGUGAAAGUCGACCAUGAGUCGCUGCUUGUCAUCGGCUCUUUAGGCAUUCAGGUGUCCUCCUGCUACGCCUCAGGCCGUGAGACCACCACAUUCAUUGAGAUGAGCAAGAUCAAGGAUAUUGUCAUCAAUGAAGCUAUUUACAUGCAUCAGAUCAUCUACUACCUUUGUGUGCUGUUGAAGGACCCUGCCGAGCCUAAAGCAGUGUCAAGUGUUGUGCCAUUGUUUCAGAGUUCAAAGCCGAGACUGAACUGCUUGGUAAAAGUCUACAAAAGCUGUCAGGAGAUUCUUUCAAAGUGCUGACGACACACAAGCCAUACGUUUGCAAUGCUUCUGGUCAUCCAUUUUAAUGUUUCUUUGCUUAUGUAAAGUUUCAAUGGAUAAAAGCAGAAAGCAGGUCGCUCUUA
This is a messenger RNA of Larimichthys crocea (large yellow croaker), 933 nucleotides long. It is a transcript of the gene pigh, whose product is annotated as phosphatidylinositol glycan anchor biosynthesis, class H. The transcript is spliced from 4 exons. The record is from RefSeq and is a predicted model, not a curated record. Gene Ontology annotation, cellular component: glycosylphosphatidylinositol-N-acetylglucosaminyltransferase (GPI-GnT) complex. The coding region runs from base 287 to 829 and encodes 180 amino acids. NCBI's taxonomy places the organism in Eukaryota, Metazoa, Chordata, Actinopteri, Sciaenidae. Gene Ontology annotation, biological process: GPI anchor biosynthetic process.